This is a messenger RNA of Polistes canadensis, 2711 nucleotides long. Its product is annotated as proliferation-associated protein 2G4. The transcript is spliced from 7 exons. Bases 49 to 1212 code for a protein of 387 amino acids. Lineage: Eukaryota; Metazoa; Arthropoda; Insecta; Hymenoptera; Vespidae. The record is from RefSeq and is a predicted model, not a curated record.
UAGAAGAGCUUCUAGAAUCACGUGAUCGUGAUGUAGUGUACUGAAGACAUGGCGGACAAGGAAGAACAUGAGAAGACCAUCGCCGAAGACUUGGUUGUUACCAAGUAUAAAAUGGCUGGCGAUAUAGUAAAUCGAGUAUUGAAACAAGUUUUAGACAGAUGUAUUGUUGGAGCAUCUGUGAGGGAGAUAUGUGAAUAUGGAGAUACACUUUUAACAGAAGAGACAAAUAAAGUUUUUAAGAAGGAGAAAGAACUUAAAAAAGGAAUUGCUUUUCCAACCUGCAUAUCAGUAAACAACUGUAUUUGUCACUUUUCUCCUAUCGCAAGUGAACCGGAUCUAAUUCUGAAAGAUGAAGAUAUGGUUAAAGUUGAUCUUGGAGCACACAUUGAUGGCUUUAUAGCAGUUGUGGCACACACUGUAGUUAUAGGCUCUUCGACCGAACGCAAAGUUACAGGUAGAAAAGCUGAUGCAGUUUUAGCUGCACAUUACGCAUCUCAAGCUGCGUUAAGACUUUUAAAGCCUGGAACAGAGACGUACACAAUAACAGGAACAGUUGAAAAAAUUUGCGAUGCAUAUAAAUGUAAGCCAAUUGAAGGAAUGUUAAGUCAUCAAUUAAAACAAUUCAAGAUAGACGGGGAAAAAACUAUAAUACAAAAUCCAAACGAUGCACAGAAAAAAGAACAUGAAAAAUUUACACUUGAGACUCAUGAAGUGUAUGCAAUGGAUGUACUUGUUAGUACGGGUGAAGGUAUAGGACGUGAACAAGAUACUCGUGUUACUAUAUAUAAAAAAACUGAAGAAACAUAUCAGCUUAAGCUGAAAGCAUCCCGCAUGUUCUAUUCAGAAGUUUCCAACAAACAUGGUCUUAUGCCUUUUAAUUUACGAACCUUUGAAGACGAAAAGAAAGCCAAGAUGGCAGUUGUUGAAUGUGUUAAUCAUAGGUUGAUUGAACCAUUCCAAGUGUUAUAUGAAAAACCAAAUGAAUAUGCUGCACAAUUUAAGUUUACGGUAUUAUUGAUGCCUAACGGGCCACAUAAAAUUACUGGUAUUCCUUUUGAUCUGGACAUUUAUCAAUCUGACUGUGUAGUAGAAGAUCCAGAAUUGAAGACUCUUUUAUAUACUUCAGCAAAUCCUAAAUCUGCAAAGAAAAAGAAAAAGAAGGCUGAAAAAGCUGUGGGGGAAGUAGCACUGGAAGUUGACGCUAAGGCCUAACACAAUGAAGUUAUGCUCGCUAUGAUUUAUUGUCAUCAAGCACUAUCCCUUUCAUAUUAUCUAGCAGUAUAAAGAGUAAAAUCAGAAACUUUUCAAAGAAUAUUGUAUUUCACAUUUUAUUUUUAACCAUCAAUGUGCCCACUUUGACAGAGUGUAGAUCUUUACAUUAUUAUGCUUUUAUUAUUUCUAUAACAUAUUAUUCAAUCAAGUUAAAUUCAAGGUUAGCCAAUGCAUAAAAAUGCUUAUUAUUUGAAAAGUGUCUAGUUUUACUCUGUAAUAAUGACACUUCAUGCUAUAAUUCAUUGACACUUACGUUUUUAUACCAAAACGUCUUUCAAUGACGCAGAGAUUAUUACUCUACAAAAACUGAUAAAUAUUCUUAAGAAAUUGUUACGGAUACCUUACAUUAUAUUAUAUCUUACAUAAUACUUAAACCAAUGUCACUUUUUAAUAACAAUAUGCAACUAAUUUUUUUGGAAUAUCUUGUUUAAUCAAGCCGAAGGUAAAUCGUAUGUGUAUAUAUAUACACACACGUCUUUAUUAAUAUUCAUAAUUAUUUAAUUGCGAAUAUAUUUUUUGUUAAACAUAGCAUGCACGCAUGACGCAUUCAUAUAUAUAUAUAUACAUACAUGUUAUGUGUGUGGAUGUGUACGCGCGCGCGUAAUGUGCUAUAAAUAUAUUCAUAUAUUAUCUUUAACUUUCUUUUACGUAUAGGGACAAAGUUUUUGAUAAAAUUUAUUAAAACGUAAACAAUAACAUAAUCAAAUUACAUUACUCUGAUUAACAACUUCGGCUAUUUUAAUAAAUCAAUUUACGUUAAUAUAAACUAGUCACAAAAAGAAAAAAUUUUAUGUGUCACAGUGGAAGUACAAUAGGUAGAAUUAAAAUUCACUUACUUUGAUAAAAAUGUUUCUUCUGUAUUAUCUGAUUUUAUACGCUAUCACCGGUACUUGAGAAUUUAAACUGUAAACACAUUUGGCUUGAAUUUGUAAAAUUGAAAAAUAUGUCAAUGGUAGGACUAUUCAUAAACCAUGAAAUAUUAAUAAGUCUAAAGUGUUUCGUUGCGCAAAUUCUUCGAUGAAAAGGCAAUCAUUCUAUAACCUAUUUUAAGCACCUUAUAAAAAAUUUUAUAUCGGUAAUUGAGAAGUACUUUACAUAGAUCAACACACUUGCUUCUCGUGUUGUUUGCAUUUAACAAAAUGGAAAAUGGACCUCUAUCGUAUGACAUACUUGGAAAGUAUUCGACUUAUUGAGGUAAUAAGAGCAAAAUAAUAAUGUGUGUUAAAAUAGUUUUAUAUAAAAAAAAAGGAUAGAUGUGUCUGUUACAAAUAUUUUUUCUAAACAAAUUGUGUGUAUAUGUCGAAUGUUACAGAAUAUCCUUAUACGACGAGAGAUAUCAUAAUCUUCUGUGCACUGUCCUUCCUUUACUUUUAUUAAUAUUUUAACAUUUUACUUACCAUUAUAUUAAUAAUAAAGGUAUGCAAUAUGUUACAAGCCAA